Molecule: messenger RNA, 5274 nt
Organism: Rhodotorula toruloides NP11
Lineage: Eukaryota; Fungi; Basidiomycota; Microbotryomycetes; Sporidiobolales; Sporidiobolaceae
Exons: 5
Coding region: 1-5274 (1757 amino acids)
Source: RefSeq, a predicted model, not a curated record
AUGAACCGCUUCCGCCGCAAGAGCGAAUCGAAGCAGCGCAGUCGGCGGCAGUCCAAGGACGACGGCGGGAGCGCACGAGGAGGAGGAGGAGCGGCGAGUGGGGAGGAGGCGAUGGUGGACGAGGUACCGAGUCUGGGAAGCGCUGGGCUGCCUGAGACGGCCGAUUUCAGGACGUCGCUUAUCCUGCCGAAUCUGAUGAAGCGCUUCUCGCUCUUGAGAGGCGAAGACGGCCAACUCGUCGACCUCGUAACGAUGCAGCACCACCUCGCCGCACAAAGACAGACGGGCCGACUGACAGCUCACGAAGUGGAUGCCGUCCUCGCUCAAUAUCGCCUCCAGACCGCCGCUGAACAAUCGCCUAUGCCUCCACCGACUGCCUCUUCCUCGUCGGGAUACACGAAGCGCAAGCGGAUUGAUUGGAGCAAGAUUGACUUGGAGGAACUGACUGGGUCCAGCGCGGAGGGUAGUACAGGAGGAGGAGCGGAUCCAUCUCGCGCUUCGAUCGCUACGACCGCUUCGGCUUCCACUACAACCGCCACGCCUCACACAUCCCUCGUCCCCCCUCCUCACUCUCCAGCACCCUCCUCCAUCCACUCCUUCUCCUCCUCGUCGCCAUCCAAAACCUCCCCCCUCGCUUCACCCUCCAUGUCGCGCGACUCGUCCGCUUCCGGCUCCAUCUCCGGUACCGCAUAUCCGUAUCAGUACAAGCGCGGGGCGAACAGCCUGUUUGGUGCGCGCGCGUCGGGGGAGGGGAAGAGGAGUGUGGGGAUGGGGAAGAGUCGGUCGAGGGAGAGUACGGCGAGUGGGAGUGCGAAGGGGAAGGAGAGGGAGAGGGAGAGGGAGGGGAGUGGCGAUGCAGAGGGUGCGAGUCUGGAAGGGCAGGAGGUAGAAGGAGCGGACGAGACGCUCCUCAUCCAAUCUGACCCGCUCGCUUUCGACCCUGCCGAUCCUUCCGGGCCCUCCUCACCCAUCCCCUCGCUCCAAAUCAAUCCCUCCACACCCACAGACCCGACCUUCCCCCCUCCGCUCUCGCCCAAACAGUUGCGCCGGAUCUCCCGCGCGUUGGAUGAUAUCGAGGCGGAGUUGAAAGGUGAUUGGGAGAGGUUGAGGGAGUCGGAUUAUGCGACUAGUGAGGAGGAGGAGGAGGGGGAUGUCGAGGCGGCGAAGGAAGGGGAAGAGGAGAUGGACGAGCGGGCGGACCGGACGAAUCUUCACCACCUUGAUGUCAGCCUCGACGGUCUCUCGCCCGUCUCGCCUCUCGAAGGCGUCCCCGCCUCCCCCACCUCACCCAUCACAGCCUCCGACCUAGCCGGACUCACGACUUUCCACACGAGCGCUCCAGCAGACGAUACCGAGCCCGUCGACCCUUUCUACCAACGCGCUUCGCCUCUCCCGCCUACAAGACUCCCUCCUUCUCUCCCUCGCUCGUCGCAUGAGAUCUUGCGCGACAGAGACUCGAUGUCAGCGAGCCUAUCGCACUCCUCCUCCCUCGACCGACUCGCUUCCUCCACCCCCCUCCCGCUCGGCACGCGCACCACUUCGCCCACUCCGACGCCCUCCCUCUCAUCCAUCCUCAUUCCCGACCGCUCGGCGCGCGUCCGCGCAUUGAGUCUCGAUACGGACGAUGAUCCGACGGGAGGGGUGACGCCCUCCACCGCUGCCGACGAAGAGGAAGACUCGGAGGACCUCUCGCCGCGAGUGAAGAGGUUUCCGGUGGUGGAGAGGACGGAUAGUGAUCAGACUGCCAAGGCUGGAGGAGGGGGAGAAGAGUUACUGGAGGUUCCUCAGCAGGGAGGAGAGGAAGCGGACAAGACUGUGUCGGAUAGCGGGCCUUUCGAUCUCAGUCUCGGCGAAGGAGCGGACGAGUCGAAGGAGCCAGAGUCGGACAGUCGGCGCGGGUCUCGCAGGCGAAGUAGGAUGCCCGGGGCGUUCGUGCACGACCCGGCGGAGCGCAACUCGACUGCUACGCUCGACUCGGUCGGCUCGAGCUUCCAUGGCUCGACGGCGGCGGAACACCAAAGCGAGGACGAUGUCUUCCCGCCCGACUCGACCUCGACUUCGCUCGCAGCGCCCAACUCGCCCGCAUCGUCCGCCCCGACUUCCUAUGCUCCCGCAAUGUCCCGCCCCCAUUCGCUCGCUACGAACGUCGUCGUCUCGUCCAGCCCGGAUCUCGCCAAGUCCUCCGAAGCAGAUGGAUCGCCUUCCCUCCUCCGCCCAACUUCCUUCCCUCUCGACCGCCGACCUUCGAACGAGUUGCUGCAGAUUAUCUCCGAAGCGUCGCGCAACGGCGAGACCGGUACCGAGCCAGGCGACACCUCCGACUUGAUCCUCCAAGACCUCCUCCUCAUUCAGGAGAAACUCGUCCAGUCUGCCGCGCGGCGGGCAGCUCGUUCGGCUAGCAGUCCGAACAGCGCAAUGGCGACUCCUUCGAGCGUCGCCAGUCCCGCCGAAGAGCUGCUCGCGAGUCCGCUCGCCGCUCGAUCGGCACUGGCGAGCGACCCUCACUCGCUCGAGACGUCCCCCAAGGACGCCGCGAGUGCGCCACGCAAGGCGUCGGUCGAGAGCUCGGGCGAUGCGACGGACUUGGGUGGACAGCUUGCCGGACUUGGACUGUCGUCGCUCAUGCCGUUCGACCUGGGCGAGAUGCCUGACUCGCCGCCGAUGCGAAGGCAGAGCAAUCGGGCGUCGAUGAGGACUGCUGGGCGGGGCAGGAGCGAAGGAACGGGGAGGAGUCAGAGCGAAGCGGUUAGCGAGGCGGGCGAGGAGGACGACGAGCGAGACAGUACAUUCCUUGGACCGGCGUCGACGCACAUGACGGUCCAGACGAGCCAGACCAGCUCGACGUCGCCGUUCACCAACUCGGUCGUCACGCCGUCGUCGACGGAGCAUUCGGAUGUCUUCGAGUUUAGCAGUCUCGUUGGCUCGCCCGAGAGCGCUGCGUGGGAAGACGCGCAGGAGCACAUCAAGCCAGACUCGUUUGCGUCAGGCUCGCUCCGCACGGAAGCUUCCCCUCGCGUCGACUUUCCCGACUCGCCGAACCCGUCGGCGUCGUCGUAUAACGAGGACGCGAAAGACACGCCUGAGGGUUCAGCUCGAGUCGCGCCUCCCUCUGCAUCGACUUCGCAGACGUCUUCGCUUGCGGGACCUGCGCCCAUCGACACCGAGUCCUUCUUGCGCGUCCCUCGCCCUCGCAACAAGCCAAUGCGAGACCCCGCUUCGACGCCAUCAAUGCUCAUCCGCGACGUCCGCAACCAAGCGACUUUGGCGACCAUCGCGCUCAAGAAGCAGAGUCCGGCAUCACCUCAGACUCGCCCGCUCAACAAAAGCCGCUCGAUCCGCAAGGGGUCCAUCUCGUCGCCGCAGCUCGUCUCGGGGCCAGUCGACAUCCCCGCCGUGCCUAUCCUCAGCCCUCAACUCGGAGCGCAAUCGCCUGGUCGGUCGGCGUCCAAGUCGGGCAAGAAGCGCAAAGACGAGGACGAAGGGCGCAAGUCCAAGGGUUUGGGUUCGCGCUUCAAGAUGCUGCUCAAAAAGCCGAGCGUGCGGGAUCAGCUCGGCCAGCUCAACGGCGACGAGGUCACGCCUUUCGUCACCGCCAAUCCCGACAACGCUCCUCGAACCCGCACCAGCGCUAUCCCCGUCACCCCGCCCAACCAGUCCCUCGCUCGCUUCGGCUCGCCCGGCUUCGACUCGCCUGAUACGCCCGACACGGUCAAGACAGCCCAGAGGGACACGCUGCCAGCCGAUGCGCCUGUGCCCGCACUCUCGGCCGUCAACGAGUCGUCGGAAGGCGUCACUCGCUCGCCUUCAUUGGCUUCCAGCUCGCCACAGAUCGACUCGCCUCGCUCUGGCGACUCGCACGGAUCCGGACAGAGUCGCUCGCUCAGUCGGCUCAUGUCGCGGAUGCGCAGCAACACUGGAGGUGCGGACGAGAGCGCGACAACCUCACCGAAGGAAGAUGCCGACGAGGCAAGCGGCCCAGUCGCGGACGACUCGCCGCACGUCGCGCUGACGAGCAAGUUCCUCGAGGGACUCGGCUUCGGCGACGACGUCGUGCAAGGCAGCCGUGCUCCCGCUCAAUACGCCGUUGGCUCGCCAAGGAGUCGUCACAAGGCCGAGUUCGAGACGGUCAACGGCACGCCCAUCGCUCCGUUGUCCUUCACGCGCAGGCCGGCUGGCGACGAGGCUGAAUCGGCCGAGCCGUCCCCGUCCGCACCUUCUUUCGUUGCCGCUCCCCCUUCUCGCGCCUCAAUCGACUCGAUGCGCAAGCUCUGGCAGGCUGCGGAAGACCUUGGCUUGCCGAGGGAUAAAGUGCAGGAGUUUGUCGAAUCUGCCUACGCUCGCUCGCCGACGACUGCGUCCUCCCACGCCCACGCCGGCAGCACCGACUCGACUGCCGGCAGGUUCUCCGCGUUUGGUUCAUCGAGCGGUUCGCAGCGACGACCGUCCGAAGCGCCUACCUCGGCGGACGGACACUGGCGUCGUCCGAGCGACUUCUCCGGUAACGCACCGUUGGAAGGGCUGGAGGUCCCUGGCGGCGCGGAAGCAAGCGCGCUUGCCGUGCCUCACUCGCCCAGCCUCGGCAGCAUCGUCUCUCGCCGCAGCAGCGAGUACGCCAGCUCCUUCCUCGACUACUAUGCCAACGACGACGAGCCUUCGCCCCUUCCUCGCUCCGACUCUGCAUCCCUGCGCAGCCACGGACGCCGUCCGUCCCUUGCGCCGUCCGUCGACGAGUUGCUUGCUCAGCAGCAAAAGCAGGAGCACACCGCGCGCCUCCAGCCUGUCGCCGAGUUUGACGAGCACCCCGAGUACGGCAACACCGAGCGCGGAGCGCCCGCCUCUCCGACCCGGUUCGAGAACGAUGGCGAGGUCGUCUGGCAAGUCCUGGACGACUUGCGCAACAACCGCCUUUCCGUGCUUUCGAAGAACAGCAGCAUCAGCUUCGGCUCCCGCGACUCGUCGUUCGCCUUUGACAAGCAAAGCUCGGAUGGCGACCAGCCGAACGGCAUCGCCAACCUGCUGAGGCACCGCGACAGGAAGCGCUCGUCCGCCUCGAUGCCGUCGGAAUGGGACGGCCGCUACCCGUCGAUCUACUUCCGCGAGGAGCAGGCGUUGAUCAACCUGGCGGAGCAGGGAGGGGUUGCUCCUGAACUCGAAGGCCGCUUCCUCGUCCGCCCGAAGGACCAGGAGCCCGAGGUGCCGCCGCUCCCCGAGCAGUACCGUACGGACGCUCAAGCCAGCGCGUCGCAGGAGACGGAGGCGCCAUCGGCGGCGUGA